AUGGCAGAACCUAUGAGCCUAAGUGGGUGGGGAGGUGUGAGACCCGAAUUCAAAUCGGAAGGCCAGUUUGAAAUUAUAGAUGGAACAUGCUUUAGUAAAGAUAUGACGAACGUUGAAGCUGUACGAGGCAUGAAAACGUAUGACAAAAUGCGAGAUGAUGAUGUCAUAAUAUCGUCUUAUCCUCGGUCAGGAACUCACUGGAGCAUAGCAUUGGUAGACCUAGUGAUGCAUGGUGGGGAUAUAGAAACUGUCAAAGAAAGACAUAUUCAUGAGAGAAGCAUUUGGAUGGAUGUGCCAAUGACAGUAUUCCGUGGGGAAACAGAUUUGAGCAUGAAGGCUAUAGAGGAGACACCCAACCCCAUGAUUGUUGCAGAGAGUGCACCAUCGCCUCGUCUCCUCUCAACUCACCUUCCCUACAACUUUAUGCCAGAAUCAGUGAAACAAGGGAAAUGCAAAGUUGUGGCUAUCCUAAGAAACCCAAAGUCAGUGUUAGUGAGCAAUCACCUUCUACAUGCUGUACCAGAGCUCUUUGAUGUGGUGCCUACAUUAGACAAUAGUAUCGACGCAAUGUUAGCAGAUACACAAGACCAAAUGGUAUAUGGGAGUUGGUACAAUCACGUUAGUAGGUGGUGGCUAAAUAGAGACAAGGCCAACAUACACUGUAUCUUAUAUGAGGAUAUGAAAAUGAAUAUGGGAGAUGUCAUCAAAGGCCUUGCAAGGUUUCUUAACAAAAGCAUACCUAAUGAACGCAUUGAAAAAAUGGCAGAACACCUUCAGUUUGAUAAAAUGCUGAAAAAUCCCAAAACUGGCAAAGCAUUCGAAAAAUUACAAGUUGAUUCACUUGAGGCAACAGGCCAAGAUUUAGAUGCACUUAAAACCUCACACAUGAGAAAAGGUACAAUAGAUGACUGGAAAACCAAGCUCACAGUUGCCCAAAACGAAAGAAUUGAUGCACACCUAGGACCAAAAUUGAAAAAUAUAGGACUAAAAUUUCCUUCAAUAUGAGGGUUUAAAAUAAUAAACAUAUAUGCAGAGUGCAGACUAUUGUAAUACCAAUGAAAUUGUUUAGUAAAAGAAUGGUAUUCUUAGUUUGGUCAACCUUUUUAUUGAUAUGUAUAUUUGUAACACAUAUCAAUUAUUAAGGUUACAGACAUUGUUCCGCAUGCACAUUUGUUUGCCAAACUUACAAGUAAGACUAUCAAUUGUGCAUCUGUUUUGCUAAUUUCUGGAUAACAUGAACAUCAACAUCAUAGAUGUAUACUCCAUGGUAUACUUGAGACAUCAAGAUUUGGAAAUGAGGAAAUAAACCAUAGAUUAUACACCCCCAAAAUGCAAUCUGAUUUUCAAUGCCGUUUUGCAAAUUAUAUUGGUUGUGUACAAAGGUCUUGAUACUAAUACUUGUAUAA
Owenia fusiformis is the source of this 1406-nucleotide messenger RNA. The record is from the annotation of a GenBank genome assembly. NCBI's taxonomy places the organism in Eukaryota, Metazoa, Annelida, Polychaeta, Sabellida, Oweniidae.